This is a messenger RNA of Ictidomys tridecemlineatus (thirteen-lined ground squirrel), 1846 nucleotides long. RefSeq names its product olfactory receptor 2Y1. Gene Ontology annotation, biological process: G protein-coupled receptor signaling pathway. Lineage: Eukaryota; Metazoa; Chordata; Mammalia; Rodentia; Sciuridae. Gene Ontology annotation, molecular function: olfactory receptor activity; G protein-coupled receptor activity. Gene Ontology annotation, cellular component: membrane. The record is from RefSeq and is a predicted model, not a curated record.
GCUGUGUUUUUAUAUUUUAGAUAUUUAAAAGCAGUUUCCACAUUACUGCAUUUUGUCCUAAUUCAAUGCAAUGCAGAGAUAAUGUCAUCUCCUCUUUCAGACAAGGAAGCACCAGAUCCACAGGACUGAGUGACCUGGCUAAUGUCAGAGAACACACAGGCAGCAAGGCUACAGUCAAAUAAAGAUGACAUCAUUCCCAAUCCAGUGAUUUACAGUUUAAAGAAAAGAGUAAAACAGAAGACUGCACAUAACUGAACUGAAUAGCAAAAUAGAUAAAGUAAUGCAUUAUAGAGGGAAUACUGUGAAUAAUUUUUUAAUCCAUGUUCUUCCUGGAGGACAUUGAAUUGUCUUGCAUUAUUUGUGCAGGUGCAAGGCUAUGGGAAGUUUCAACACCAGUUUUGAAGAGGGCUUCAUUUUGGUGGGCUUCUCAGAUUGGCCUCAACUGGAACUUGUCUUUUUUGUCUUCAUUUUAAUUCUUUACUCCCUAACACUGUUUGGAAACAUAACCAUUAUCACACUUUCACAACUGGACCCUCAACUGCACACGCCCAUGUACUUCUUCCUCUGCCACCUCUCCUUCCUGGACCUCUGCUAUACCACCAGCACUGUGCCCCAGCUGCUGAUCAAUCUUUCUGGAUUUGACAGGACCAUCAGCUAUGGAGGGUGUGUGGCUCAGCUUUUUAUAUUGCUCUCUCUAGGUGGAACUGAGUGUAUGCUUCUGGUGGUGAUGGCCUUUGACCGCUAUGCUGCUGUGUGUCGUCCACUCCACUACACAAUCAUCAUGAACCCCCUUCUCUGCCAGUCCCUGGCUAUUGCUGCCUGGGUGGGAGGUCUCAUGAACUCUCUGAUUCAGACAAGCCUCAUGAUGGCCAUGCCUCUCUGUGGCCUCCAUUACCUGAACCACUUCUUCUGUGAGAUGCUUGUACUCCAGAAGUUGGCUUGUGAGGACACAGGAGGCACAGAGGCCAAGAUGUUUGUGGCCCGAGUCAUAAUCAUUGUUAUUCCUGCAGCACUGAUUCUAGGUUCCUAUGCACACAUUGCUCAGGCAGUGCUGAGGAUCAAGUCAAUGGCAGGGUGCAGAAAGGCUUUUGGGACCUGUGCGUCCCAUCUCUUUGUGGUUUGCCUGUUUUAUGGCUCAGCCAUGUACACAUACCUCCAACCCCUAGGCAGUUAUUCUGAGAAUGAGGGAAAGUUUAUUGCCCUUUUCUAUACUAUAGUUACUCCCAUGCUCAAUCCUCUGAUCUAUACCCUAAGGAACAAGGAUGUGAAGGGGGCUCUGUGGAAGGUACUGGGGAGAAGCCAAGACUCAAAAUAGAAGGGGAAAGAGAGUUAGUAAAAAUUUCUAUGACUAUGGCUCAGUGGUAGAGUGCUUGCCUAGCAUGUGUGAGGCACUGGAUUUAAUUCUCAGCACAAUGUAUAAAUACAUGAAUAAAAUAAAAAAGGUCCAUCAACAUCUAAAUUUUUUAAAACAAUUUCUAUGACUUUCAUAUGAUGGAGCGCAUCCCUUUCCUUGUAGUUAGUCUGUAGCAACAAGUUCUCUAUAAGACAUGAGGUUUUACUGCUGCCCUUUAUUGGAAUCAGAAAGUGUGGAUCUCUUGAGUUGAUCAGCUGUCAUGAUAAUUGUGCAGCAGAGAAUAUGUGUUGAUUUGUAUCACUACUUUCUAAAAGAAUGAGAUGGGAACAGGAUGCAUUGUGAACACUUAUGAAGAGUGAUAUGGGGUUCUUUGCAUAUCUGAAGAUGAUAGAAGGAUCAUUUCUUUUUGACCACACUUUUUCCAAUCAGAUGCCAAUGUGCUGCCAUGUAGAGGGCACUGUGACAAAGGCAGAGGAAAUGAGUUGACCCUGA